Messenger RNA from Pieris rapae (cabbage white), 7634 nucleotides. It is a transcript of the gene RhoGAPp190, whose product is annotated as rho GTPase-activating protein 190. The record is from RefSeq and is a predicted model, not a curated record. The transcript has 39 exons. Gene Ontology annotation, biological process: signal transduction. The coding region runs from base 181 to 4983 and encodes 1600 amino acids. NCBI's taxonomy places the organism in Eukaryota, Metazoa, Arthropoda, Insecta, Lepidoptera, Pieridae.
CUGUGUACAAAGCAUCGCGAGUGUCAUUUCGGAAUAAUUGCGUUUUUCUCAAAGAAAAUUCUUUUUGCAAUUUAAAAUAUGUAAUUUUACAACGUUAAGUAUUCAUUUAGGUUUGACGGUGUGGUGUUAUGUAUGUAUCAAGUACAGUGAUUUGGGCUUUAAUAGCAAAGUGAUUUAAAAAUGGCAAAAAAGUCGGAUAAUACAGGUGGGAAGCUUGUCACCAUUUCUGUUAUUGGAUUAUCUGGUACAGAAAAAGAGAAGGGGCAGCUUGGUAUCGGCAAAUCUUGUCUGUGCAACAGAUUUGUUAGAACUGAUGCGGAUGAUUACAAUGUUGAUCACAUCUCUGUCUUGAGUCAGUCUGACUUCAGCGGCAGAGUGGUAAAUAACGACCACUUUCUGUACUGGGGUGGUGUUCAGAAGGAUAAUGAUGACCAAGAAUAUCGAUUUGAAGUGCUCGAGCAGACGGAGUUCGUUGAUGACGCAUGCUUUCAGCCGUUUAAAGCGGUUGGCAAAACUGAGACAUACGUAAAGCGAUGCGUAGCAACAAAACUGCAGUCCGCUGAGAAACUUAUGUAUGUGUGCAAGAAUCAGCUUGGUAUCGAGAAAGAAUACGAGCAGAAAUUGAUGCCUGAUGGAAAGCUCUCCGUCGACGGGUUCCUUUGUGUGUACGACGUCAGUCUGGUGCCUGGCAGGACUUGGGAGAAGCAGAAUGAAAUAACGGCAGCGAUCCUCCAGAACAUCCUCAAAUUGAAGAAGCCAGUGGUCCUAGUGACAUCAAAAAACGAUGAGUCAUGCGAACAAGGGGUCAGAGAGGCGGAAAGACUGGUUCAAAGGAAGGAGUUCAAGGGUUCCAUUCCAAUCGUGGAAACGUCGAGUCAUGAUAAUGUUAACAUCGACCAGGCUUUUUUUCUAUUGGCGCAAAUGAUUGACAAGUCAAAGGCCAGGAUUAAGGUUGCAAACUACGCUGAAGCAUUACGUAUAAGAAGAGAACAACUCGACUUCGUGACUGAAGCCUUCACUCAACUUAUACGAAUACACGUCCAGGAUCAUAAAGAAAUAUGGUCGGCGGCAAGCAAAAGACUAUGCAUUUACCCAGAAUGGACCAAAUUUGUUCAGCAAUUUGGCAAAGAUGGUACUCAAGUUGUCUUCCGUAGACAUAUACGUCGGUUGAAGGAGGAACGGUCAGCAAAGAAAUUACGCAAGCAGUUAGCGAAAUUGCCGCAAGUCCUGGCUCGGAUGCAGUUGCCGACUGAUGAUUUGCAGGAAAAUGAAUGGGGCGUCGUUGUCCGCCAGAUUAGGUCCCAUCGUGAUUUCACGGUGUACUUCAGUGAGGGGCUUCGCCAUUCUUCAGGUUCCGGCUCCGGCUCUGAAGAGAGUCCUUUACCAACUGACACUACGCUACGGGUUGGAGAAAGAGCUCGAUAUCAGACUUUGGGACAGUCGCAGAAGAUCCCGUAUGAGAUUUUAGAAACGAAUGAGGCAGCCUCUGUUUUCAAGGCUUACCUUCACGAAGCGCAAGAGAAGCAUAGAAAUAUGGAAUGGUGCCAGCAAUUCAAGCGACUUCUAGAAGAGACAGGUUAUGUUACACCUGGCAAGCAGUUAUCGGAAGUCAGGGUUCUGUUGAUGGGGAGAGAAUGCUAUGAGGCACUCUCAGAAGAUCAGCAGCAGCGAGUCUAUGAUGACCAUCAGAGAGAGAUACAAAGACGGGCGAAGCAUAACUUUCAGGAGUUACUUUUGGAACACGCGGACUUAUUCUAUCACUUCAAAAGAAUAUCACCAACGGGGACCAUAACACAAGAAGACAUAAAAGAGAUCACAGAUGUACUACAAGAUGACUUUAGAUAUAAAAUGCUCGAUCGCAUGGAACAAGACCGCAAGUUGAUGUUAUUCCAGCAUUUGGGUUUCGUUCAUUGCCCGAUGAGGGAGCAUUGUCCUGCUGGAGCGAACUGUCUUGACGCGACAUUGCCGGUCAUCUUGAAUACUAGAGUUGGUUCGCUGACGUCAACGGGCGAGUCUCAAUGUCAGGCGGGACCGCCUGCCGCCCCUUGGGCUCUCACCACAGAUACCAACCAAAUUAAUGUCAUCAUAUUAGGGGUCGAAGAUAUCGCGUGUGAAUUCGGUAAGCGCCUAAUAGCGGGAUGUGAUGGCGAUAAACGAGUGAAUGUUGCUUCUCAAGUAUGGAGAGUCGAACAAAAACUCGCCUGUCGAGAGAUUUCUGAGACUCCUAGAGAUUUUGCUCCUAAUGGUUACUUCUGUGUAUAUCAAGACCAAGAAUCGUUUGAAUACAUCAGAAAUUGCGCUGAGAAGACACUCCUGUCCAGUCUAGAGCAAGAAGAUAAAUUGCCUUUUCAGGGUCUUCCAUUAGUUGUGAUAUUUGUUCAAGACGAUGGUAUGGAUAAAAAGGAGUUGGCUCGGUUACAGGAAGAAGGACAAAAUCUUGCUGAUAAUCUACACUGUUCCUAUAUGGAAGCAUCAGUCAACGAAUUGGGAACUGAGGCGUUAACGGCUGACGCAGUGCAAGAGUUGAUUAGGGCGAAUCGCGAAAAGGCUAGUUAUGCCCAUUUGUAUAGAGAUCUUAUUGUGUGCUUCGACGCAGAUAUCCGGAUAAUGGUUUGCAUGUUUUGUGAUGACCCGUAUUCGCCGGAUCGCGUAUUAAGUCCGCUACUUUUACAUCGAGCGUGCUUUCUUACGGGUGACAGAUCGAUUGUCAUUGAAACGUUUCUCGGAGACUCGAAACGUAAAGUCGAGGUUAUUAUAUCAAGUUUUCACGGCGCUAGUCAAUUUAGAGAAGAAUUGAUACAUGGUUUUAUAUUAAUUUACUCUGCGAAACGAAAAGCGAGCUUGGCAACUUUGAACGCAUUCUCAAUGAACAUUCCUAAUCUGCCGAUACAAAUGGUGGCUGUAACGGAUGGAGGAGGUUCGGCAGCAAAUACCUUCUUUGGCACGGAUUUAGGACACGCCCUUAUAACGGACGGAAAUGCAACUGCAGAUCGUCUUGCUGCCCACUUCACUACGUACACGUAUAGCAAUACUGCUGAAACUAAAGCCGCCUUCUACACGCCGUUCUUUAAAGAAGUAUGGGAGCGUAAAGGCGAGAUUGAGCGCGCCUUUCGUAUGGAGCGUCCGGCUGGUCCACACGCCCACAAUUUACCUGAUGUGGCUGCGGCAAGACCGCCCAGAGACCAUGGUUAUCAUCUUGACCAUCAAAUGGAGCACAAAUUGACGAACUCGUUGGACCUGCUUAUUGGACCAGAAUCACGCGCCGAUAUGGAUUCGGAGUACAGUGACACCAUGAAUAAUUCCAAGAACAGAAGUUUCCUGAAAGGUUUCAGCGUAUAUCCUCCUCCAAGUACUCCUCCGGAACCCGCUCCUCCAGACCAUAGAAUGCAUGGGGAUCUAUCACCGGAUCUCAACUGUUCGGAGGAUUCUCUCAGCACCCACGAGUCAGAUGGAGGAGGGUUAUGGCAGCCAGCUGGUUACGGGCCGCGUGCAUUUACUACGGGAAGGGCGCGGCCACACCCACCGCCGCAUAGACCCAGACAUUCACAAACUUUAAAGCAACCACCGGGUAAAUUAGAUAUGAACAACUACACAAUGGUUAGUGACGCGUUGCAGCAUAUCACCAUCGGCCCGGCACCGUCUAGAGAGAGCAGAAAGUCUCAGAGAUCAGGAUGGUCUCACGGUCAACAAUCGGCGCAUCACCAUCACCCGUCAGGUGUCAGCUCCGAGACUGAACUUGAUGCUCAAUAUGCACAGAUAAAGGAAACCAACGAAUAUAUGGAAGCUCCAUCUAUGACCCGGUUAAGGAGGCACAGAAGACAUGAGAAGGCCCCUAUGCAUCAACCAUCAUUUUCAGAAACAGACAGUUCGGGUUCAAGCGAGGCAUCGGGUGGGGCUGCACGCGUACACGCACGUAGACGUCACAACGCACACCAUGCACCUCGCCACUACAAGAAAAGGUCUCUAGGCAAUUUAGUAGCGGUUCAAAGUCCUCGAGUACCGAAGUUAGGUAUGUUCGUGGGACCGCCAGAACUUCCCACCGGCUAUCGGGCGAGAACGCAAGAGGAUAAAGCGAGUGAGUCGAGUGAGGGUAGUUCUGACGGUGAGUCUCGAAGGCCUCGACCUUUGCCCCCACCUCCGCAUCACGAGCCAACGCAUAAGGUAAUCUUUAAGAUUCCCUUUAUCAAUAAAACGAUAUUAGCUGGUGAAUAUCCGUCGUCUGCGCAGGACAACUCGUCGUCAAGUGCGGCGGACUCACGAAGGCGGCCAACAGCCUUCAACAAACAUGAUAGGAGACAUAAGGAGCUAUCAAAGAAAGAUAAAAAGAAUGCAGCGCAAGCGGCCAGUACGGUGUCCGCACAAAAUUGGGGUCCACAAGGUCCACACGGCGUACCUCUCUUUGUGGAGAAAUGCGUUCAGUUCAUUGAGAGAGAGGGUCUCGCGUCUGAAGGAUUGUAUCGAGUUCCUGGGAAUCGCGCACACGUCGAUAUGCUUUUCAAUAAAUUCCGAGAGGAUCCGAACAUAGAUUUAGAUGCUCUAGACAUUCCGGUGAAUGCAGUUGCUACGGCUCUCAAAGAUUUCUUCUCCAAGAAACUGCCGCCUCUUUUAGACGAAGCUAGUAUGGCGCAGUUAGAGGAUAUUGCUGCAAUGCGAGGUUGUAUCGCGGGUGGGGUAGAACUAAAAGACCGCAGUUGGCGUUUGUUGGCUUUGCGAGCGCUACUCAACUCGGCCCUUACUGCGCCAGCCAGGGCCACUUUGGAUUAUCUGCUUAAUCACUUUGCCAGAGUGGCAGAUAACUCGAAGCUAAACUCAAUGGACAGCAAGAACUUGGCAAUAUGCUGGUGGCCAACUCUCCUUCCGGUUCAGUUCAGUGACAUGGGCCGGUUCGAGAUGACCCGGCCUUACCUUGAAGACAUUGUCCAGACUAUGAUUGAUCAGCACCCUUUCCUCUUCAGGGGGCAAGAGGCCUUCGUUAUGGUCUGAGGAACGUGUGAACCCACAAUGCAGGUUGCAUUUGUGAUGGACGACGUGUGACGUCAUCGUCGCGUGAUUUUCGACAUUACCCGUGCGUUAUAAGCAUUAAAGUCGUUUGAAACACGUGGGUUCAGUGGACAGUUUUAUAUCGUUCCAUGCUAGUAAUAUUUGUGUACGCGAUAUUUUUAACAAGUCUCAUAUCAUUACACGGCAUAACUAUUGUAUAACACGUCAAUGGUAUAGAUUUUUUUAAUUAAAUAGCUGAUUUUUGUUCUAUUUUGGGCUAGUUUUGGUCUUAAAUAGAUAAUAAUUUAAUUUUUAUUGUUUCAUAAAAAUAUGAUAUUAAUACUGGUUAGUUGUUAAAACAACGCAUUUUAAAAUCGCGUAUGUCUUAAGACAAUUUUUGGGGUAUUUUUUAUAAUUAUAUAAUAGUUAUGCUGUGAUAUCGGCUUUGUAGGCGGCUUGUUGAUGUCAGCGCUUUUUUAACGAAACGUUUUAUAUGAGAACGGACUGGUUACAGUAUUUUAAAGCAUUUGUAUUAAGAAUUGCACAAAAUAUGUAUUUAAUGGGAUUUUUGUAUCGUAUUUAUUCGUGUAAUCGACGUAACAUCACUUAAGCACAUUCCGUUCAGUCGAAAUAAUAUAAGGUUCCUAUAUUUAACUUACAGAUCUUACAAUAUAAGUUUUCGUUGCGUUGGCUAUCUAUAUGAUUGAUCGUUAUCCGUAAGUUAAAUAUAGGAAACAAGCCGUGCUUUGAGACAAAUUAAGUGUAAUGAGUGAUUGUCUGUCUCUUUGAGAACAGGUUUAGGUGUAAUUAAAUUAUUGUCUCCAAGUACGAGUUUGUAUUGAAAAUUUCUCAUAUUUGUAUGAAGACUUUUCCUACAGGCGUUAUUAUCGAGUUCGUGUAUGUAACAAACGGAAGGUAUACGCGUAUACGAUACCUUUAGUUUUUAUAUAUACGGCAAGAGUAGUAUAUACGAUCUAGUAUAUAAUCACGAAAUGGUCUGAAUGAUAUUCGUUGCUUUUGCAUUUUUGUAUAUUAUUUAAAUAAAUUUUAUUUAUUUUUUUAUAAUUUUAGUGAACAUUACCAUACUCAAAUAUUUAAGGGCUUGCCUGAUUGGAAAAUUUUACAAUGGUUCCUUACAAUUUUGCCACAUUUUGUUAAAUCUUGCCCUAUUUAAUAAGGGAGUUAAUUAUAAAUUUAAUCGGCAUUGUUAGUAAGUAAUUUGACCCUUUAUCACAAUUCACAUCACAGUAACCCAUAAUAUAGUAUUCGAGUUGCUAGCUCAAACCUAAACGAGUCAAAAAUAAAGUUUUUAAUUUGUAUGGUGGCCUCAAAAGGCACAGUUCGCCAAAGAGAUUGAAAAUUAAAAUUGAUUGAAACUUAUUUAAUUUUUUACAUGGCCUAAGGUAUUUUUGUAGACUGAAUAUGUUGUGAUUAGUUCAUGGCAGCUUUUAAAGAGGUUUAUUUUUUCAGUUGUUUGUAUGUGAGGUGAGGUAUUGCAAAUAAAAACAAUUGAAAGUUACGGAAAAUUAAAUUUCUAUGAAAUUGUUAAAAUUCUGACAUUUGCAAUACCUAUUAAAUGGCAGAGAAUCUGAAGGAAAAAUAAUUGAAACACAAUUUAAAGAUUAGGUUUUGAAGUCUUUGAUAACCUUUUGUGAAUUACUUUUUUUAUACGAAUUAGCUCGUGCAAUGAAUUGGAGUUCUAUUUUAUUUAUUUUUAAUUAUAUUUGUGUAGCUACGUUUAUACGCUUUUAUUUUUUAUAUAUUACAAAAUAUAAUCUCUAAACAAAUCAAUGUAACUAUCUUUAAGAUAUUAUAUAGAUGUCUCCAUUAAGCUAAGUUAAGGCAUAUUCAUAUAAGUUUUUAAUAAUUAUCGUAAUAUAUUAUCGGUCCUUGUCGCACGUUCGCUUUUGUGUAUUGUAAAACGUGUGUGCGAAAGGGACGCAUAUAUCAUGUCCAAAAGGGGAAACGAUGUGAGGGAUUUUUUUAUAUUUUACUAUGAAUCGGAAAGAUAUAUAGCCUACUAUUGUUUGAAGUUCAAAUUUCGCUUCUUGGAUCUCAAAAAUAUAAUCCCCUUUUCUUAAGCUAUCCUAUAUAAAUAUGCGAUGUAAAUAUUGUACAUUCAUUAUUUUUUUGCGUAAUUUAUUUAUUUUUUUAUCGAAACGGUGCUCUUCCUCUGAAGUUGACUUAAUCUAUUCACAAUAAAAUGAAAUAUAAAAGUGAUAUUAUUAUGAAAUCUUCGGCGAAAGAGCACCGUAAGAGCCAUGUUUUUGUUAAUUGAUGCAAUAUUUUUAUUUAUUUUUUAUCAGCGCAAGGCUUAACGUGCCAUUGAGGUUUUAGCGAUGUUUGUUUACGUCCAAAAUUCUUUGUAGGUUCUCGAAUGUUCUAUAGUAGAAUCAAUGUACGCUUCGCCGGCUCAUGCUUAACUGGUUACUGAAUAUGUUUUACCGUUUUACAUUUUAAUGAAGUUAUAUUUAUAUGUUUUGAAAAUCAAUUGCUAGUAUUUUAUUUAAAUGUUUUGUUACGGCUGAUAUUCUUUAACCGUUUGUGAUUAGUAAGCUGAGCCGGAAAACCAUUUUGCUAUGUGCGUUUCAAUCAACUGUUAACACAGUUCAAAAGAAUGUGUCAUAUUUUAUAAUAAAUAACCAUCUAUGUAA